AUUUGGGUUUGGUUUCGUAAUUCUGUUCAAUUCAUUCUGAUAUGUCAAAAACAAAGAUUGUUUCCAAGGCCUUGAUCGUGGUUUUCGUUUGUUUUGCCAUCCUCUGCUUUUUCGGUGAUUGGCAAAGGGAGAUAAGUAAAAAACGAUUUCAGGUCUUGUUAGAUAAAGAGAAACGUAUGAAAAAUGUUUAUCGAAGAAGUGUUGACAACAAACUAGAACGAGAAGACGCCAACAUUACAUUCAACGAUUCUCUUCGCCUGGAGAUAGCUAAUUACUCUUCAAAAGUUGGCGAAGCAGGUAAUUCCGACAUCGACGGCAAUACUAGAGUAGGUGUGCCCCCGAUUCAGACUGGUGUAACCGAGUAUAUCACUAACUUACUCAAACAAGCCGAUUCUGUUCGACCAACUGCUCAAGCGCCUGUCGGACAAGUACCUCUUCCCCCGCAAUUGAUGGCUGUUGUACCGGAAAACGGCGGGCAGUCUGUUGGAGAGCCUGGGAAUCUCCCAGUUGAUUCUUCAUCCGAACUUCAAGCUAAUUAUGAAGGUGGUGGGGAUGGUUUGCUUGAUAUAGACGAAGAAUACGUUGACGAUGGUUAUGUAGCAGAUGCGUAUGCAGAAAAUCGUUAUCUUCGACCGGAUUAUAUGAAUGAAGCCCAACUUGACAAGUUGUUGCAACUGCACAACCAAGUCCGGUCGUCUGUUACUCCAACUGCUGAUCAGAUGCUGAAAAUGUCAUGGGAUUACGACCUCGAAGGACACGCAUGGGAACAUACCCACAGAUGCCAGUUCAAUCCGAGCCAAAAGCAUACUAGAGCUAUCGAAAACUUCCAAAACGUUGGAGAAAAUCUGUGGCUAUUUUGGGGAAUUCCUCUAGAACAGUUCAAUCCUGAAAAUGUGAUAUCAUCGUGGAUGAAGGAGCAAAAAUACUUUGAUGCCUCAUUGAGGUCAUGCAUUGCAGGAGCUUGUGAACGUUACACCCAACUCAUUUGGUCACUGUCGUACAAGCUCGGAUGUGCGUGGAACUGGUGCGAUAACAUAGUUGUUCAUGGAUUCAGAGUUACAGGAGCAACAUUUUUGGCUUGUCAUUAUGCACCAGGAGGCAACGAUUACCAAAUGAUCCCAUAUUAUCACGGUGUUACAUGCUCUUUCUGUGACCCAAACGACUAUUGUGAUCAAAGGCUGUGCGCCAAUCCAGAGCGUGAUCAACUUACCGGGGUGCCGCCAUUUCCCACCGAGCCUCCAACAACAACGCCUUUGACAACAACAACGAAAUCAUUGAGCGAGGAAGCAAAAAUUGCUCUAAUAGUUGUCGGAUCGUUGGCAGGGUGUACAAUAUUUUUUAACUAUUGCAAUACACACUGGGGUUAGGAUUGCACGGCGACGUGCAGAAGGCAGAGUAUCAGAUUAUUUCAAAGGUAUUCCGCGAAAAUUGAGUGUAUGGUACGAAAACAAGCGACAUCCAAACCAGGCAUUCAACAAUGUCGAAGGCGGUGACGAAGACCAUAAUUCCAAUAAAUCAACAGCUAAAUCGCGUUCUAAAGCUUCUAUCGAGUACCACGCCAAUCUUUGGAACGACUGAUGUUUUUCUAUUUAUGGGGUUUCUUUAUUGUAUUGACACUUCAAUGAACAUGAAUAAAAAAUACUUAUUAUAAAGAUAUAGCGCAGUGAUUUGAAUACACGUUAUAAUA
Messenger RNA from Styela clava, 1687 nucleotides. RefSeq lists its product as uncharacterized. Lineage: Eukaryota; Metazoa; Chordata; Ascidiacea; Stolidobranchia; Styelidae. Gene Ontology annotation, cellular component: extracellular region. The record is from RefSeq and is a predicted model, not a curated record.